UAAAACUAAUCUGCGGUCAAGUCCUGUCCUGUCGUUUCGCUUCGCGUUUGCGCUAUACGCAGCUAUACGGUAACGGUACUGAACGGUACUUGACGGCAGUACUUGAUAACGCUUCAAAAUUUAUAGGAUAAAGCAGUGAAAGCUGGCGGCGGCAUGGAAAAUUAAAUGUACCAUGUUGCGAUUUAAUUAUUUCUCUAGUUUGAAUAAAAAAUCAAUGUGAACGAUGAACAGUGUUUUCUAGCAGUUGAUAUAAAUAAGCCAGUAGUUGAAGUGCUAGGAGAAAGUUUAAUACGCCACGUGACUAUGUACAUGGGUUUUACACAAAGUUUUGAUCGCAUAGGUUAAGGUGAAGGCACUCUUUAGCCGCUUGGCGGGAGAUGAACUCUGCUUUUAAUUUUUUACAUUUUAUCCGUAUCUGAAAUGGAUUUCGAUCUGCCAUUCAAUUUUAUGCCAAUGUUUUCUAUUAUCCUGUUAAUAAUCGUCACUAUCGUCACGGUUUUUCAAAAACUAAAGUUCAGGUGGCCUGUGAAAGUGAACUGCUGGUUUUGCAAUAAUGACACCAAGAUUUGGCGACAACAACUUAACUGGUGGUUGUGUCCACAUUGUGAACAGUAUAAUGGUUUUUCUAAGAAUGACGAUUACACGUAUAGUAUACCAGAACAGUACAAAAUUCCUUCAAAUGAAAUUAAAAGAUACUGCAGGAACAGUAGGGAUACAAGCAUUAAUAAAAUUGCAAAGAAUGGCCUUUGCAAUCGAUGUACAUCAUGCGAAAGCUUAAAGAUAUCAAAAUUGUCCACUUUUACACCUGCCAAUGAAAAGAAUUACGAGCACGAGUUGAAACAAUUUAAAGAUAGUUUAGAGCAACGAUAUCCAUUAUGCGCAAAUUGUAAAAUUACUGUACAUAAUACAUUACACAAACAAGCAUUUUGGCUUGCCAAAUAUAAGAUGUCGCUGUUCAAGCAGAAACCAUUUCGCAUUAUUAAGAAUAAUGCAACAUAUACAGAAUCAAUAUUCAGAACAAUUUCAACAAUUUUGGAUUCUAUGGUUGCAUAUAACAUGGAUUUUGUAUUCUUGCCAAUCGGAGGACUGUUCUUUCAAUUCUGUGCUUGCUGGGUGGCUUCUACCAGAAAAAAAUUUUCCGAUAUAUUGCUGAUAUUUUUAUGGAUUUGUAUCAUUAUACUUUUACCAUUUAAAGACUCGAGAUUGAUUAAAACAGAUUUACGGAAUACAUGGUUCUCCCUUGAAUAUAUUACUCUCUACCACACAAUUAUGUUAUUUAUUUCAAUUAUAGGCUUCGUUAAUGUAAAGCCAAAAUCUCGUAAAAGCGCAUCAAGUAGAAAUAUGUCGUUUAAAAAGAUGGAAUCUUCUACUAAAGAUACAGUAUUAUCUGAUUCAUGUAUGACAACUAGGAGUGAUAAAUACGAUUUUAAUACUAAAAGUAUCUGUAGUUUAGGUGAAACAGUUACUAAUCAACUGCCAUCAAACGAAAUAAAUGACUGUAAGCUUCUUUGUAUGGAGAAACCAGCAACAACUCCUAAAUCUAUAGUAUUCCAAAGUCUACCUACAAAUCACGAAUCACAAUUAUCUACUUUUAUUAGCGAUAAAAGCGUACUUUGUAAGCCCAUAUCUUUGUAUAAAAAUGGUGUGCCAGAGAACAAUUCUUUGAACGACAGUUUGACUACAUUAAGCACAUUGUAUUUGAGCGAAGAUAAACCAAAGUACGCAACCAAAACGCCCAAGAUUUUUGAAAAAAAAGUGUACAAUACAACAAGUUCCGAGAUUUUUAAAAAAUUAAACAACACUUGUGGUAAAAGACUUAUUUUAUCACCACCUAAAUUGAAAUCAGUUACGCAAGCGUCAUGGGUAGCCGGUGGAUAUUGGCAUGACGGUAUCGAACCACCGUCAUUAUCCAGAUCAUCCAGUCAGAGUUCUGGCUUUGGUUCUACAGGUUCUAAUUUUGCUCCAUCCAGAGAGCCAUCGGUACACGAAUUUGAUCAAUGUUCAGUUAUAUCGGAUGGAACACAAUCCUAUUAUACUUCAAGACAAAGUAACGUUAGUCCUGUUGGAUCCUUCUGUCAACAAAACUUACAAUCCCCAUUUACAGAACUAAAAAAUCUCGUUAGUAAUCAAACAAUGAAAUUUCCAUCGCCUAAUCUCUGUACUCCUAAAACAUUACUACCGUCUCAGAAUCAUCAAAGUAACGGUUCACCUUUUAUGGAUCAGUGUUACCAAGGACAAAAUGUAAAUAUCAGCGAUAUUAAGAAUCCCUCUGAAAUGCAAAUGUUUCCUAGUCAUACCACUAUCGUAACGAGUCCUGUUUGGUUAUCGACACUUUUAUGUGGUUCGCUCAUAUUAAACAUAAUAGUACUGUGUACUACUUUAUUACGUUAAACAGGGUAUGAAUCAUGCUUGAUCUUUUUUUUGUUCAUCGUUUCACCUUUAGCUUAAGUUUGCCAUUUACCUAUACAUAUAUUAAUUAUUGAUUACCGAUUACAUUGAUUACUGUUUUAACAAAUAAUUAUUAACGAAAUAGAAUUUUUCGUCUUGAUUACGAACAGGUAUACUGCCGGUAUGAAGUUUUCCGUUAUCGUAUGUAAGUGACUGUUAAUACCUCUUGUUUGUUUGUUUGUUUUUUUUUCUUUUUUUUUUUAAGUAUAAAACAACACGAUUAAAUACUGCUGCCCUUCUUUGUAUGUAUUUUUAUUAUCGAUCGAGUUUAGACGAUAACCUGAAUAUUAAGUUAAAAGGAUAAUAACAGAAUGUUAGAUACUGGUAUGACAAAAGAUUCGAGUGACAUUCUAAACUGUCAAUCUUGUGAUAAAGAAAAUGUUCUUCAUGUGUGUUCAUUAGUGAAAUAUGUAUGUAGUCUAACAAACUUAAGGAUUAAGGAAACAAUGUGAAGUUACGUACACUUUAUAUAGAUAAUCGUUAUUUUUCUCGAUUUAA
This is a messenger RNA of Hylaeus volcanicus, 2946 nucleotides long. RefSeq lists its product as uncharacterized. The record is from RefSeq and is a predicted model, not a curated record. The coding region runs from base 421 to 2391 and encodes 656 amino acids. Gene Ontology annotation, biological process: nuclear migration along microtubule. Gene Ontology annotation, molecular function: lamin binding; actin filament binding. Lineage: Eukaryota; Metazoa; Arthropoda; Insecta; Hymenoptera; Colletidae. The transcript has 6 exons. Gene Ontology annotation, cellular component: nuclear membrane.